This is a messenger RNA of Entamoeba dispar SAW760, 1827 nucleotides long. RefSeq names its product serine/threonine protein kinase ppk15, putative. Gene Ontology annotation, cellular component: cytoplasm. Lineage: Eukaryota; Evosea; Mastigamoebida; Endamoebidae. Gene Ontology annotation, biological process: peptidyl-threonine phosphorylation; peptidyl-serine phosphorylation. Gene Ontology annotation, molecular function: protein serine/threonine kinase activity; protein tyrosine kinase activity; ATP binding. Bases 1 to 1827 code for a protein of 608 amino acids. The transcript is spliced from 2 exons. The record is from RefSeq and is a predicted model, not a curated record.
AUGAGUCAUAGAAGAAAGAACUUCAUUAUUUUCAGACAAACUUCUCCAUUCACUGUUACUAAUUUCACACCGUAUUCUACAUCUGAUCAAAUGUCAAUUGAAGACGAUGAAUUAAAUGACGAAAGAUUUGUAUUACAAUCAACUGUAAAUAUGAUUGACGUAUUAAGAAAGUGUAACGAUAAAUUAGAUUUCACUUCAUUCUUCAGUAGACCAAUUACUUCUCCUUCAACACCAACAGGAAAUAUGAAUAGAGAUAAUGAAAAUAAUGAUUUAAUUCUUUCUACUGAACAAUUAUUAGGAACUGGUGUUGAUCCAACACAAACUACCGGAAAGUUAAUUAAUUCAAGAUAUCGUGUUAUUUCGUUAUUGGGUAAUGGUGCAUUUGGACAAGUUGUAAAAGCUCAUGAUGAACAAAACAAUAAAGAAGUUGCUGUUAAAGUAUUAAAAAAUAAAGCAUCGUAUAUGAGACAAGCAAUGUUAGAGAUUGCUGUAUUACAUUUAUUAAAUCAUCAUUUUGAUCCAGACUGUAAAUAUCAUACACUUCGAAUGUAUGAUCAUUUUGUUUUUUAUAAUCAUGUUUGUAUUGUUACUGAAUUACUUGGAAUGAAUUUAUAUGAAUUAAUUAAACAAAAACAAUAUAAUGGAUUAAAUCUUCGAUUAACCGUUAAUAUAUUAAAACAGUUAGUUGAAAGUUUAGAUGUGUUGUACAAAAAUAAUAUUGCUCAUUGUGACUUAAAACCAGAAAAUAUUUUACUUGUAGAUAAUACUAGUAAUAUUCGAUUAAUUGAUUUUGGUUCCUCAUGUUUUGAGAAUAGUACAUUGUAUACUUAUAUUCAAUCAAGACAUUACCGAUCACCUGAAGUCCUUUUAGGUAUUAAAUAUACAACAGCAAUAGAUAUGUGGUCAUUUGGGUGUAUUGCUGCUGAAUUAAUUCUUGGAAUUCCAAUUUUUCCUGGAAGUUCUGAGUAUAACCAAUUAGAGAGAAUCAUCAAGAUGAUAGGUAUGCCACCAAAAAAUAUCUUAGACCAAGGGACAAAAACAAGAAAAUUUUUUAAAUUAGAAAUGAAUGGUUGGGUUUUUAAAUCACGUGACGAAUAUGAAAUGGAAAAUAAUAUUCAUCUUGAGCCGAAUAGACAAUAUCAUCAUUAUACUGACUUAGAAAAUUUCACCGAACGACUAAGUAAAGUAAUAAAAAAUCCACAAACACUAAAAUUAGCUAGAAAAACUUAUCUUGACUUCUUACAACGAACUUUAUGUUGGGAUCCUAAGUUUCGAUUGACUCCUGCACAAGCCAUGCAACACCCUUUCUUAAUGAAUAAACCACUUCACCCAAAUUAUCAACCCCCUCAUCUUCCUGAACCUUGUAGAAGUUAUCCAGGAGAUAGUGCCUUGUCAGCAGAUGACGCUUUAAAGAUUGUUUGCCCACCAUCAAUUAUGCCAUCUAAAUUCAAAUAUCAAACAUACACUACACAAGUUUAUUACCAAGUGUUUAUUGCUGCUCUAGAAAAAGGUAUUGUUUUAAAUAUAUUAAAUGCAAAUCCAUUUGCCUUACAACCAAUGACCCCUCCAGUUCUUUUAUGGGAGGAAGUUGAAAAUAGGAAAAAACGAAAUGAAAAACAACGUGAACGGUCUAAGAAAAGAAGACCUGAACACCAAACUGAAACAUAUAAUGGAAGACAAAUUAUUCAACAAGCACAAAGCAUGAAUGGAUCAAGUUGGAAAGGUGGUGAUGGUUCUUAUUCUUCAUCAUUUGGAAGGGAUAUGCACAAGAGUUUCGGGCAGUCAUGGAGUAAAAAUCAUCUAAUGAUUAUGCCACAAGACAAAUGA